CCACGCCCUCAUCCCCAGAGCCGGCUUUUGAUCUAAUUUUGAUCUCGAAGGCCUCUAAUAGAGCUCUCAGACAAACCUCGUCGUUGCUGGGACACCGCUUCAUGCAGCACUGAGUUUUCCUCGCGUUUCCCAUGGCGUCCGUAUCGCCACCCAAACCCUGGGAGAGAGCCGGCGCCACUGCAGGCACUGCGUUAUCAUCACCAGCGACCACAUCCACGGCCAUGUCCUCAACGUCCACGACAUCGGCGGCCCCGACCGCAGGGACCUCCACAACAAGCGCAACGGCACCCCCUUCUCUACCCUCCCGACCUAGCACACUUAGUACUGUUGCGAACCAAAACGCCUCAAACUACUCCCCAUAUGGCGCCUCACGAUUUGGUGCGUCGCCAUAUGGCGGCUAUGGCGGCUAUGGAAGCUACUCAUCCCCGUAUUCGCGAUUCGGUGGAAUGGGCUCAAUGUACGGCGGUUAUGGCGGCUAUGGUGGGAUGUACAGCGGUAUGGGAGGGUACGGAGGCAUGUACGGCGGUGGCAUGCCUGGCGACCCAAAUGACCCGAACAGUUUGACGAACUCAUUCAACCAGAGUACUCAGGCAACGUUUCAGAUGAUCGAGAGUAUUGUCGGGGCUUUCGGUGGCUUCGCGCAGAUGCUUGAGAGCACUUAUAUGGCGACGCAUAGUUCGUUUUUUGCCAUGGUAUCCGUCGCUGAGCAGUUCGGAAACCUGCGUAACACGCUUGGCUCUGCCUUGGGCAUCUUCACAUUAAUCCGGUGGUUCAAGACGUUGAUCGCGAAAAUAACUGGUCGUCCACCGCCAGCAGACGCUACGGCCCUUACACCAGCUGCAUUCGCUGCAUUUAUGGGCGGCCGGGCCACACUCCCAGAUGGCUCUCCAGCGCCUCCACGGCCUUCACGGAAGCCAUUCCUGAUGUUCCUUGUUGCCCUCUUUGGACUUCCGUACUUAAUGGGCAAACUUAUAAAAUCUCUUGCACGUUCCCAAGAAGCACAACGUCAGAAAAUCAUGAUGACCGCCAACGGUGAGCAGCAGGGCGUUUUGGACCCGUCCAAGCUCGACUUCUGCCGCGUUCUCUACGAUUAUACACCCGAAUCACAGGAAACCAACGGCAUUGAUCUGGCCGUGAAGAAGGGCGACAUUGUCGCUGUGCUCAGCAAAUCCGAUCCGAUGGGCAAUGCGUCGGAAUGGUGGCGUUGCCGCGCGCGAGACGGCCGCGUAGGAUACCUUCCGGGUCCGUAUCUCGAGACUAUCCAACGCAAGCCACAGCAGCAGGCCCUUACCUCCGGCAGUGAAGCGGGCAGUCGCAGUAACACGAUGCAGAGCCAGACGCAGGUCGGCAAUGAGGUUGCCGCGGGUCAGAAGCCAGAGCUUAAGGGGAAAAUGGGUGAUAUUUCUGCGGAGAGUUUCCAAAAGAGCGCGUUCUAUUCAUGAAUUCGAUUUCUCCUCUUUCAGCCAUAUUUUCUCUAUGGGUUGAUCGUGGUAUAUGAAGGGCAUGGUACCACGCUUCUAAUGCAGUUCUCUCUUUUUGUUUGUUCUUAUUUCAGCGGCAUGCACAGAAUUCCUUUUUAUUUCUUAUUUUUUAUGGUGCCAGUAGCACAUAUGAUAUCCAAUGCUAGACAUCUAUUC
Molecule: messenger RNA, 1637 nt
Organism: Aspergillus nidulans FGSC A4
Lineage: Eukaryota; Fungi; Ascomycota; Eurotiomycetes; Eurotiales; Aspergillaceae
Gene: pex13
Product: peroxin PEX13
Exons: 3
Coding region: 132-1442 (436 amino acids)
Biological process (GO): protein import into peroxisome matrix, docking; protein import into peroxisome matrix, translocation
Cellular component (GO): peroxisomal importomer complex; peroxisomal membrane; membrane
Molecular function (GO): transmembrane protein transporter activity; protein-macromolecule adaptor activity
Source: RefSeq, a predicted model, not a curated record